Gymnodraco acuticeps is the source of this 416-nucleotide messenger RNA. RefSeq names its product formimidoyltransferase cyclodeaminase (gene ftcd). NCBI's taxonomy places the organism in Eukaryota, Metazoa, Chordata, Actinopteri, Perciformes, Bathydraconidae. Gene Ontology annotation, molecular function: transferase activity; folic acid binding. The record is from RefSeq and is a predicted model, not a curated record.
UCUCUUCAGGACGGCCUGAGGCAGGCGCUCAGCGUGCCCUUAGCGCUGGCUGACAGGAUAAACUUGCUCUGGGCUCCUCUGAAGGAAAUGGUCGUCCACGGAAACAUCGCCUGCAAGUCCGACGCUCAGGUGGCAGCGAAGGCUUUAGAGACGGCAGUGUUUGGAGCGUAUUACAACGUGAUAAUCAACCUGCGAGACAUCAGCGACCCGGACUUCAAGAGCGCCACGGAGAGGCGCGCCGCGGCGAUGCUAACGGAAGCUACAGAAAGCGCCGCCGCUGUGCUGCUCGCUGCCGAGGACAGGAAGUGAUGUCUCUUCUUCCUCCUCACCUGAGAGCAAGGGGCCGUCACUCUUUUAUCUAAAUAAUGAAAGGAAUCAGAGAAUGUUUCAUAACAAUAAAAAGUUAUAAAUCCUCA